CACGAUCCAAGUCCCACUGCUUUAGUUCGCAUGAGCAGGAAGAUUUGCUUGAAGAUAUCCUGAAACCCAGGCUGGUUUGUUUGCCAGCCAGUGCUUCACAGCUGUCAAUCUGAGUCGCAAGUGGCAGCUACUGUGAGUAGCCUCUGUGCAUUAUGAAGAAUUUUUCAUUUCCUGUGCAGGAUAACACACAUCAGACCGAGAGUCCUCCUCCUCACAGAUUCCUGAGUUUGACAAAUCAGUCAGAUCCUAUUGGAAGACCAGAAAGAGACGAGCAAUUAGCUCAAGUAGAGAUUGCUGUACUGGGGGUCAUAUUUCUGACAGCGUCUGUGGGCAAUUUCAUUCUCAUACUGGUGCUGUGGCGAAGAAGGAAGAAGCUGUCUAGGAUGUAUGUGUUCAUGCUUCACCUCAGCAUUGCUGACUUAGUGGUAGCCUUUUUCCAAGUGCUGCCUCAACUCAUAUGGGAUAUUACAGAUGUUUUCAUAGGGCCAGAUUUCUUGUGCAGAUUUAUCAAGUAUCUACAAUUGCUGGGCAUGUUUGCCUCUACUUAUAUGAUAGUGGUCAUGACAGUGGACAGAUAUCAAGCCGUUUGCUACCCUAUGGUCACUUUCCAAAAGAAGAGAGCUCUCUGGAACAUCCCCAUUUGCACCAGCUGGUCUAUAGCACUGAUUCUUAGCCUACCACAGGUAUUUAUCUUUUCUAAGACUGAAAUAUCUCCAGGUGUCUUUGAAUGUUGGGGUGAAUUUAUUCAGCCUUGGGGCCCAAGGGCAUAUGUGACUUGGAUUUUUGUAGUUAUAUUCUUCAUUCCCUCAGCAAUUCUUAUCACAUGCCAGGUCAAGAUUUGCAAAAUAAUCAGAAGAAAUAUAAAUCUGAAAAAACAGAAUGAAUGUGAAGCACCAAAUCAGAAUCAAGUCCUGCCAUCCCGAGCAAGCAGCGUGAACUGUAUUUCAAAGGCUAUGAUCAAGACAGUAAAAAUGACGGUGGUGACAGUUGUUGCAUAUGUUCUCUGCUGGUCACCUUUCUUCAUUGCGCAGCUGUGGUCCGUGUGGUUCCCCAGCAUCGUGACCGAAGGUUCAGCAUUCACCAUUAUAAUGCUCCUUGGCAAUCUAAAUAGUUGUGCCAACCCAUGGAUUUACAUGUAUUUCUGUGGCCAGAUUCCAUAUUGCACAAAUAAGCAGCUGGAGAAUACCUCGGCUCAAGAGGAAUCCGUGCUCACGGGGAGCAUUCAUCUCAUAGACAGAGACCCUGAGGAAAAUAGUACUUCUGCAUAAAUGCUGAGAGCUUUUUGUUGUUUUGUUACAUUCCCUCUGUUCACAAGACAAAAUGAUAUUGUACCACUAUCCGUUAUUUCGUGGAUAAGGAAGCUAAAAAUUUGGGUUUUGUUGUAAAAAAUAUAUUUCUCUGCAGUUCUGUAGCAUAUAGAGGAAGUUUCUGUGUUGUGCAAGCCUGGCUCAGUGCUUCAAUCACCACUGUCUUAUCAGAAUGAGCUCCUGUAAAGACUGACAAAGAGACACAAAAGUAUCUUAGAUAUUUUGUGUCCUAAAGUACUUCCCCAUCUGGAUUUCUGAGUAGUAAAAUUUUACUAUUACUUGGUCCAACAAAUUGAAACAUAAUUGAAAAGGAACCUGAUAUAAUUAAACUUGAAUAUGUUUUCAGAGUGAACUACUAAUUGCUCAUCAUUCUGGUGUGAUUGAGGUACAGUGACAAAUCUUGAGAUGGCAGCACAAAGUCAGAAAAAGCUUUUGCCAGUUUGCUAGCACCUAGUUUAAAUUAACUCUUUAUGUACAUUUAUAAAAUGCCAAGCAGCUUAAUAUAAUUAUAAAAAAGAAUUUGGUGUGCUUGUGACAUUGAACCCACUAUUUCAGUUUCAAAUUCCAUUGUGGAUUGGAGGUAUCAGCAGCAUAGCAGCAGUUCAGGGGUUUUUCCUUCACACCUUGGGAUUUGAUUUUCCAUGUGUUUCCCGAUGUGCAAGCAGUUAACUGGACACCUACACAAACCCCAUACACACACACAUAUACAUACUCUAAACAAAAAGUGGAUGCUAAGAGUAUACACUUUCAUUUGGCACUCAAACCCAUUUGUUCUAGCAUGGGAUUUAUUGGCAGAGAACCAAUUAUUAUUCUAUUCCUUAGUAUCCCUUUAGGUUCAAAUUCAAAUAUUUCCAUUUGCUGUAAAAAUAAAUCUGCCUAUCUUUAUCUCAAAUGCCAUUUGGUUGCUGUUUUGUGGGUGUUAUAUGCAGGUAACUGUAUUUCAUUUCAAUGUCUACAGUCUCAUCAGAGAAAUAUGAAAGGAAUAUGAGCAAGGCUCAUUCAGGUAAGAAUGGAUCUGCAUUCCCAGGGAAUCUUUGUGGCACUUAUAUCUGGUCACAUGUAAUGUAUCUACAUUAUACUGUGUUUCAUUACAUUUCAGUUUUUUGAGUGCUAGCAGUCUCAAAUAUCAGUAGAACAGCUAUAACAUUGUGGGGCUUUAAUAGUAUUUAAAUUGCAGUAAAAGAAAUAUUGAUUUAAACUAAAUACUGAUCACAUAGAAGUUUAACUUCUACUAAUUAUACUUCUGCAUUGCUGAUAUAUUUGUUACUGGCUCUAUAAAUAAUUUGGUAGAGCUGGAUGUUGCAAAUAACAGUACCUCGAUGUGUUCAUUCAAAGUCUGAGAGCAGUGUUAACUGUCCAUAUCUCAGACAUAUUUUCAUCAUGUAUUGAAUGAAACAUCAGAACUUCUCAAGUUCAGUGAUGAUUGUUCACUGCCUAUAAUAUUCGAAACACUUGUAUUUUUGUCUCUCAAGUGCUUUCCUUCUGACUUUUUCAUUUUCCUUCCCCUGACAUGAGCCCUGCUCUUAAAAAAAAAAAUUUAAGGUUGCUGUACUAUGGUGCAAAUUACAGGCUAUGGAUACUUUUAGUUUCAGUCUGUCAAGAGGUAUUUGAACACAGGUAUUCCUCCUUUUUCUCAUAGGAAAAAAAGCUGGGCUGCAUUUUCCAGAUGUGUGUCCUUAUCCGACAUACCCUGCCCUGCCUACCUGAUGGGUAGCACUGACUAACGGUCUCAGUGGGCAGUGUGGUUCAGGUCCACUUUUUUUCCAUCAAAACUUAUUUUCAAAUUAUGGGAAAUUCAUUUGAGUAUCUUUUUCCCUUUUCCUUUUAAUUUUUUUAAAAUCCUUAUAAAGUGAGCUUUACAGGAUUUCUCUUAUUUAUUAAAAAAAAAAAAAAAGACAAUUAAAAAUAAAAUAAAAUUUUCUCUCUGUAAAUUUCGCCAUCAGUGUUCUUGGAAGUUGUAGUUUGAACAUCUUGUGCCCUUGUUUUACUCUAUAUUUUGAGUCUUCAUCUGAACUAUAUAUUUUUCAAUUCACUGCACUUAGAUUUCCAGCAGGUAUUGCAGUAUCUCAUUAAGAGAGAGGGUUGACUUUGGCACAACACUGCAGUCUGGCCAAGGUGUUUAAUCUAUAUAGGAGAAUCAGUAACUCAAACAUAUGAGUCCCCUGGGGCACAGUGGAAGCCCACAAAAAGGAAAAAAUCCAGUUAUCAGAUGAAAGCCUUUAUCAUCAAAGCAUAGAUUCUGUUUUCUCACACAAAUAAAUUCUGAGUAGAAAAAUACCUAGUGUUCUCAGUCUUGAAAUUAAUUACUAUGUUGUUGAUGCUGGCACUGUGAUAUGCUUUCUGGUUAUCUGGGUGGGGAUUUUUUUUUACUUUCCAUGGUUUUGUUACUACUUGGGAAAGGCACAGUCCACUAAAAGGAAUUAGAUUCUUGCUUAAAAAUUAGCAGUUUAUAUUUUGCAGUACAGAUAAGAAGAAUCAAAGACAAUGUAAUCUAUUAAUUCUGUAUGGAUUUAUUACAGAAAAAAAAAAUACAAAAACAACCUAGUACAAUGAAAAGAAAAACCCACCAUGUUUUGCAUUCUUAACAGUAUACUUUGAUAAUUCUUUUAUGGUACAGAACUGCUUCUGUAUUUUCAUAGCCAGUCCCAGUUCACAUUCUUUUAAAUGGUGAACACUGAAGACAGAAGUGCUACAUGAUAAACUUUUUAAUCUUGCAAUGAAAUAAUGCUGAGAAAUUUUACAGAUGGUGCCAAACUAUCGUCCUGACAAUUUCACUUUGAUAAUUUAGUUCUGACAAGAGAAACCAGAUACUGAGUGGAAUUAACCGCUCCUGUGUCUGCGUUGUUGGGGGAAGACUGGCAGAGUGACAUGGAGACACAAGCUGGAACUGGCAUGGUUUAUUCUGUGAGACAAACAUGGCUAGUUUCUAGUUGUCUAGUUGUCUAACAUUCUCUAGUCGUCUAACACCUGACCAGGACAAAAGUAUCCUCAAGAGCUUAUGAAUGUUAGCUACUUUUUGGCUUAAGGGUGUCAUGAAUUGACAAAGGCAAAGCAAGAUGACCCAGCUAUUCAGUUCUUUUAGGCAAAUUCAGUUUGGGUUGGAUUCCUUGGAGUAGGGAAAAAAAAAAAAAAAAGAAAGUUGUUUUCUGACUUCAUAAGGUAGAGAUUUGGGCCUGAAUGCCCUGGCUAUCUACAGGAAACAUCCAUGAUUAUGAAACAGAUUGUUCAUACAGCAGAAAAACAGGGCUGCAAACAGUUCAAAUGGGAAUUGUAUUACUUGUAGUAAUGCAGCCAUAAAUAAUUUAUUCUCUAUCGAGGACCUUUAUAGGAUGAUCCAUGGCUGAUCCAUAUAGAUUUGAAUUGAAAGGAAAUCACGCUGUUAGAAAAGCUGAAAUAAAAACUGAUGGAAUCUAUCCUACCAAAUCAAAACUCUGAUUUCCAUUCCAAAUCCUACCUCUUCAGCCCUAUGUGUGUCAGCAGCAGGUCCCUCUCUGCUCUCCUCGUCCCAGGUCCCUUCAUGAUCUGCAAUAUAUAUCCCAAACUCUACCAGCCUUGCUAAGGUGGCCAAGGUUGUCUUCACUUUGUCUCUCUGGAACAAAAGGACAGAAGCUGUGUCUUUUCCCUGGGCUUAUAUGAUGCCCCUGCUAUGACCACUUGAGGACUUUUUGAAGGUCAUCUCAUUAAGGGUGUAGAUUCUGGGCAUAUUUACAACCUCUCCAUAAAUUUUUUUAUUAAUUUGCACUUCACUCUUUAGGUGAAAAAAAAAGAAUAGACAUUGAGUGAAACUAGGCAGCCAUACCCAUUCUCUCAUUCUUCUUUUUUUUGCCAGUUCAGCAGACCAAAGCAUACACUUUCUGCUGGUAGGUUGUAGCAUCUAAUUCAACUAAGGUAUAUCAUCCAUCUCCAUAAUGAACUUUGGGGGCAAUGAAACUAAGCAAAGGCUUCUUGCCUUUCCAUCCAAAUGUUGCCCUAGAGACACAGUGCAAACCUAUUCAAGUGCUACUGUAUUAAUCAGGAGCUUUUUUAUAUCAUGACUCACACUUUGAGCGAUCUUCAGAAUUUUGAAUUUGUGCUUCUUGCAUCCAUUGCAGUGUACCAAAAAUUGUUAAAUUGUGUGUUACCCAGAUUUUAGCUACAAAUCUUCUGAAUUCUGAGUUAACAAUGCGGGAAUCAGUAGGACUUAGUGGAGGAAAUAUUACAUUGCCAUCUGGGGAAGAAGUUUAAAAAAAUGCCAAACAAAAACAUUUGAACUUGAAGAUCUCUGGAAAUUAUGGCUGGGGAGGCACAUAUAACUAGAAAAACAUCUGGAGGCAGAUAUAACUAGAAAAGCAUGCUAGUGACCACUUUUCAAGCAUUGUAGUAACAAAUACUAAGACCCAAGAAAGACAUCAUAAUCUUUUCAUCGUUAUCAUUUACUUCAUCAUGAUCAUCACCAUCAUCACCAUCAUCACUAUUAUUUAAAUGAAAUCAUCAUAUAGCCAACCAUAAGUUUUAAAAGAAAAGAAAUUUAGGACACUCUGAUAUAUGUAGAGCAGUUAUGAAGCUGAAAUAUGAGAAGCAUGUUUUCAAUCACAAA
Molecule: messenger RNA, 5883 nt
Organism: Hirundo rustica (Barn swallow)
Lineage: Eukaryota; Metazoa; Chordata; Aves; Passeriformes; Hirundinidae
Product: arg8-vasotocin receptor-like
Exons: 2
Coding region: 153-1268 (371 amino acids)
Biological process (GO): positive regulation of vasoconstriction; G protein-coupled receptor signaling pathway; regulation of systemic arterial blood pressure by vasopressin
Cellular component (GO): membrane
Molecular function (GO): peptide binding; vasopressin receptor activity
Source: RefSeq, a predicted model, not a curated record